Messenger RNA from Vairimorpha ceranae, 468 nucleotides. RefSeq names its product pol polyprotein. The record is from RefSeq and is a predicted model, not a curated record. NCBI's taxonomy places the organism in Eukaryota, Fungi, Microsporidia, Nosematidae. The transcript has a single exon. The coding region runs from base 1 to 468 and encodes 155 amino acids.
AUGAUUAAAGGAGGCCAAAUAAUGCCUCGGGCGUUAGUAAAGAAAAUAGUAAAUUAUUUAGAGGAUUUAGAGAAAAGGAAGAUGAUUAAAAAAUCAACAUCGGAAUGGAGAAAUCUUAUAAGAGCAAUAGAAGAGUUUAAUGGAGAUAUCAUAUUGGUUAAUAACUCAAUAGCUUUAAACAGCAUUUUAGAAAAAGAUGAAUAUAGGCCUUUAAAUGUAAGAGAAAUUAUCCGAGCUACUCAAGAAGCUGGGGUUAUGGCCGUAUUUGAUUUAAAAGAACGAUUUUAUUACGUAGAAAUUGCGGGGGACGAUACGUUUAAGAUGGCCUUUGAAUCCAAUGGGAGACUAUAUGAAUGGAACAGCAAGGUUAUGGGGUUUAAAAAUUUUCCUCGGAUUUUGCAAAGAAUAAUGGAUAGGACGUUUUUGGAUUUAAAAGGUAGGGGAGUAGACAGACACAUACAUGGAUGA